Messenger RNA from Nicotiana tabacum (common tobacco), 3749 nucleotides. RefSeq lists its product as uncharacterized. Gene Ontology annotation, cellular component: plasma membrane; nucleus; cytoplasm. Gene Ontology annotation, molecular function: calcium ion binding; protein binding. Lineage: Eukaryota; Viridiplantae; Streptophyta; Magnoliopsida; Solanales; Solanaceae. The record is from RefSeq and is a predicted model, not a curated record. Gene Ontology annotation, biological process: endosomal transport; endocytosis.
ACACCAUCCAUUAAAAUGAAAACAAAGCUUUGAUCAAAAGACAAAAAAGCUACCACGGUGGAUGCACUGUGUUUUCUCACUUUGCCACAUCAUCCUCUCUAUCCCCCGCCCCCACCGGCCGCUAUUCCACCGGCAAGUCGCCGUCGGCGAACUCGUCGGAUCUUCUAAAACCCUUCGAAUUUUUAUAUCAUUCAUAAAAUGAGUCGAUAACGCUUGCUUUACUCGCAGAUCUAAUUCAGUGUCGCAAUAAGUUGGAAGGAUUUGUAAAAGCAAUAUAUCAAUUUACUAAUGGCUGCGCCGAAUAUGGAUCAAUUCGAGGCCUAUUUUCGGCGAGCUGAUUUCGAUCAGGAUGGUCGGAUCAGUGGCCCUGAGGCUGUUGCCUUUUUCAAAGGCUCCAAUUUGCCUCAACCAGUCCUCGCUCAGAUAUGGACCUAUGCUGAUCAAAGUCGUACUGGGUUCCUUGGUCGCCAAGAAUUUUAUAAUGCUCUUAAGCUCGUCACAGUGGCACAAAAGCGAGAGUUGACUCCAGAAAUAGUGAAGGCUGCACUAUUCACUCCAGCUUCAGCUAAAAUUCCUGCCCCCCAAAUAAACCUUGCAGCUGUACCCGUUCCCCAACCAACUAAUAAGGUUGGGGCUGCAGUUCCUCCAGUUAGUGGUGCUACUCCAACAGCAGCUCAAACUUUUGGCAUUAGGGGUCAACACGGCUUACCAGCUCAGCAAAGUCAUUACAUGAGGCCUCCUCGGCCCUCGAAUCCAAGCCCUGGUUUCCAAUCUCAACCAAAUAUUUCUGGUCAAGGAAUGCUAGUUGGAAGUACUGUUGUAGCUUCUCGCCCUCCCAGUUCCACUGAUUUGCCUGCUGGUCGGAAUGGUGGCUCACAAGCAGGUCCUGGUUCCCAAGCCCCAAAUACAAGUGUCAGUUCUAGAAGUCAGGAUGCAUUUGGUCUUGUUGCAUUGACGCCUUCUGCACAACAAACCCAACAAGCAACCACGUCAUCACUGCAACUAGAUCUAUCAAAAUCAAAUGAUGCAACUUUGUCGCAUGGUAACCUGCUUGAUGCCAAAGUUCCUAAAGCCGUUCCAGUGGCAGGAAAUGGAUUUCCAUCGGAUUCACUCUUUGGAGAUGUUUUUUCAGUUGCGUCAGUUCAACCCAAGCAAAGCUCCACACCAACUAUAUCUUCUGCAGUUUCAUCAGCCACAGUCCCAACACCUACAGGGCCCCAACCUUCUAUAAAGGCUAGCUCAGUUGAUUCGCAGACUACACUUCCUCAGCAACCGGUUCACCAGCACCAGCAAGCUCAUUUGAUUGUGAGACCGAACCAACAGUUUCAAGUGCAAAGUUCUGCUGCAAUUCCUAGUGCAGCUAGAAAUUCUCUUCCAGGCCAGUCUCAGCUUCCGUGGCCAAGGAUCACGCAGUCUGACUAUCAGAAGUAUAGCAAAGUAUUUAUGGCAGUGGACACAGACAGGGAUGGAAAAAUUACUGGCACGGAGGCACGGAGCCUGUUUCUAAGUUGGAAGCUGCCUCGAGAGGUCUUAAAACAGGUGUGGGAUUUAUCGGAUCAAGACAAUGACAGCAUGCUUUCUCUGAGGGAAUUCUGCAUUGCACUUUACCUGAUGGAGCGGCACAGGGAAGGUCGCCCUCUUCCUUCAGUCCUUCCAGCUAAUCUUAUCUUUGACGAGUCGUUAUUGCCUGCUUCUGGUCAGCCUACAGGAACACAUGGUGUGACAGCUUGGAGACACACAUCAGGUUUCCAGCAAACACAGGGGCCAAGGGGGGCACACCAAGUGGCUUCUGGUGCUCCGGGGAAGCCUCCACGUCCAGUUCCCAUUCCCCAGCCUGAUGAAGCUGUGCAGCCUAGUAAACAGAAGCCGAAAGUUCCAGUAUUGGAGAAGCAUCUGGUUGACCAACUUAGCACAGAGGAACAGGAUUCAUUGAACUCGAAGUUCCAGGAAGCAACUGAUGCAGAGAAGAAGGUCAUGGACCUGGAGAAGGAAAUUUUAGAUGCCAAAGAAAAAAUUCAGUUCUACCAUGCAAAGAUGCAAGAAUUAAUUCUAUACAAAAGCCGAUGCGAUAAUAGACUAAAUGAGAUCACCGAAAGAACUUCUGCUGACAAAAACGAGGUCGAAUUACUGGCUAAAAAAUAUGAAGAGAAAUACAAGCAGACUGGAGAUGUUGCUUCUAAGUUGACAAUUGAGGAGGCCACAUUUCGGGAUAUUCAGGAGAAAAAAAUGGAGCUUUAUAGAACGAUUGUCAAAAUGGAUCAAGAUGGCAAAACUGAUGGUAUCCAGGACCGUGCUAAUCAGAUUCAGGCAGACCUCGAGGGGCUAGUAAAAGCAUUGAACGAACGCUGCAAAACUUAUGGGCUACGGGCCAAACCAACUACUCUGCUUGAGCUUCCAUUUGGUUGGCAACCGGGCAUCCAAGAGGGGGCAGCUGACUGGGAUGGAAAGUGGGAUAAAUUUGAUGAUGAAGAUUUCACAUUUGUGAAAGAGCUCACUCUCGAUGUACAAAAUGUCAUUGCCCCUCCUAAACCAAAAUGCCCAUUGGUUCGGGAGAAAGCAUCUUCUUUGAAUGACCAUGAUACUGGAAAAUCAUCUGCCGAUGCUGGCACUGAUGCAAAGGCAGAGAAGUUACCAAGCCCAGUAAAAGCUAGAGAGAGUGAUGUGGAGACUGCCCAUGCAGCAAGAAGUCCAGCUGAUAGUCCAACCAGAAGUAGUGCAGUUGAGAGCCCGUCAAAAGAAUUUGAAGAAUCACUGAAUAGGAAGGACAGUACUUUUGAUGGUUCACCCCAUGCUGCCCAAAGUGAACACUGGGGAACUGAGUCUGUGUUCUCUGGGGACAAAAGUUUUGAUGAAUCUGGUUGGGGUGCAUUUGAUACAGGCCGUGAUGCAGAUGCUGCGUGGGACUUCAAUUCUGCUUCUAAGGAUUCUCUUUUUGAUGAUGAUGACUGGGGCCUAAAGCCUAUAAAAACGGGCUCCACAAAUUCCAGCAUCACACUCCCGAAGCAAACCCCAUUUUUCGAUUCUGUUCCUAGCACCCCUAGUUACAAUAGUGGGAUUAGUUACUCAGAGAACCAGUUCCCAAAGCAAAGCCUAUUCUUUGAUUCUGUUCCAAGCACCCCAAGUUACAACCCCGGAGUCCCACAGGCAGACAACUUGUUCUCUAGGCAAAGUCCUUUCUUUGAUUCUGUUCCUAGCACACCAGCCUAUAAUGCAGGUGGCUCCCCACUUGCAGAUAACACGUUCCAGCAAAAGAGUCCAUUUGCCUUCGCUGACUCGGUUCCUAGCACACCUAUGUUUAGUUCUACGCCUCGAAGAUCUAGUGAUAUGUCUGAGGAGCCCUUGAGCAGCUUUUCCAGAUACGAUUCCUUCAACACGCACGAUGGUGGCCCCUUUGCUAGUCGUGAGUUUUCAAGAUUUGAUUCGAUGCGCAGCACUACAGACUCUGAGUAUGAUAAUGGUUUGUCCCAGCAGCGUGACUCCUUCGCUAGGUUUGAUUCAUUUCGCAGCACGGCAGACUCUGAUUAUAAUUUUGGGCUCUUUCCCCCUCAAAAGUCACUAUCAAGGUUUGAUUCUAUCGGCAGCACCCGUGACACAGAUUAUGGUCAUGGUUUCUCAUCCUUUGAUGAUGCAGAUCCAUUUGGGUCCCAUCAUGAACCAUUUAAGACAUCAGUGGGGAGUCAGACACCAAAGAGAGAUUCUGAUAGUUGGAAAGCAUUUUAAUGUGGUAAUGGAUUUCCUUGCUCGCAUAU